AUGGAAACUGCGGCCGUUGGCAAGCGAUUUGCUUUGAUGUUAGUCAGGAUGAUCGCCAAGGUCCUCUCCGGCAGCCGUCGCUCAUACUCAUACUUGUCAGUGAACCAGAAGUGCCCGCCUACCAGUACCAAAGCGCCGCGCCUGGGUGGCUGCCACCUUUUCGACCACAUUGGCGAUCCAAACGGCGCUGAAGGGUUGGAGCUCGAAGAUGAUCCUGAGCAUCCAGAUGAUCAAGAUGCUGUGGCUGGGCUGCCAGAUGACGACGACCCUGCACCCAUUGAACGCCUGUCGCGUUCACCAUCUCCUCAUCUGCAUGAUGUAUCAGGUGUUGCGGCGCCCAUUAUCGAGACUCACAUCGAGCAUCUGCCUGAUAACCUGCAAGCAAAGAAGCCGACGAGGGCCCGAACUGUGCCUGCACGCAAUCGCGCCUCCCCAGACAGUGGCCCUCGGUAUCAUAUGCAAAUGCCUGAAGUCUUCACAACGCAACUAGCAGAAAGAUCCAAAUGUGAGGAAGAACAAUGUCAGCGCCAUGCUGACGAGAUUGAGGCGCAUAAUCGUGCACGGUACCAUACAGUUGUGUAUUCCUGGGUAAAGGAUGGUGGUCAGCCCAACGUGUUCGAGUUCCAGUCGGGCACAUCAUCAUUUACUUGGCCCCACUUAUCACUAAACCACCAAGUUAUAUCCCUGAUGGGACUGGCUGCUGCUGGUGUUGAUGAAGGG
This is a messenger RNA of Suillus subalutaceus, 720 nucleotides long. RefSeq lists its product as uncharacterized. The record is from RefSeq and is a predicted model, not a curated record. NCBI's taxonomy places the organism in Eukaryota, Fungi, Basidiomycota, Agaricomycetes, Boletales, Suillaceae. The annotation marks the transcript as partial. The transcript is spliced from 5 exons.